GACGCCCUGUUAAAAACCCGCCCCCUGCAUGACGCCUUCGCCGCCGUACCCGCCACGCUACCCUUCUCGCACGCACGCAAUGAUGGCGUGCUCCACUGUUGCUGGCAUUUUUGUUUACCGUUUUUAAACACCGAACAUGACAAUAAUAUACUUAUGACUUCUAGCUUCCUAGCACCUACGAUUAAGGACUUUAACAAUGUCUGGCACUAAACAUGACUAGAUAUGAUACAGAGCAAUAGUGUUACUACAAUGUGGCCAUUAUUUGGUUUCGGUUACAUUUCUUCCACAACUCUUUUUCCUAAUUUUCCAUUCAAACAGAUACUCGUUCUAGGCAAGAAAAAAUAUACAUUGUUGUGAGUUUCAAAACUCUAGCAUGCAAAUCUACAACUAUAUCUUAUUGACCUGGGAUUUUGAUUAGCCCUCGUGAAAACUAUCUUUGGUCUGAGCAUUUCAAAUUCUAUGACUGGUCUUCAAUUCAUGUUUUUCGCGUUCGACCUUACAAACGCGUUACAUGUGACAUCGACCAGCCAAAACGGAUAUUUACAGGACCAUGAUGAUGUCUGCAACUCACAGACGCUUCGUUUAUCUAACUUCGGGCUACUUACGCCCGAUUAAUCCAGAUGAAAACAUAUUGACUGAAAACAGUGUGAACAACUUCUCCACAGAAUUUUCAUUCAUUGUGCAGAUUACAUUACAAAACGAAGCGUAGAUAACAGCAACAAUUAUUUUAAAUCAGCACCUAUUCUCGUGUUGUAAACCGUUUAGCUUCAUAAGAACUGCCAAACUUUUCAAUUUCAAUUUUUAAUUAAGAAGAGUGAACCGACCGCAGUUGCCUAGUCUUCACAGCUGAGCGUAGGUAUGGCGGUGCCCUCGAAAAGUGCUCUAUCUCUUCUGAAAGACUAUGAUGGUAGUGAAAGUAGUGAAGAAGAAGUAACAGAAACAAGUAGUUCAAGGAAAAGGCCGGCUUCAAAACAAUGGUUACCGAGUAACCAUAAAAAAUCAAACAUUUCUGGUGUUGAAAGGUUGCCAUUACCUUCGCUUCUGAAAUUAUCUCAGGAUUCACAAGAUCCUCUCACAAAUGAUCCUGAGCUACAUGAUGGACGCAUUCGUUCUUUUCCACAUGAGAGAGGAAACUGGGCAACCUACAUCUAUAUUCCAUAUAAAAUGACACCAUCAGUGGAGGCAUUUAUGGACGUUGUUGUGUCACGUUUGACAAACUUCAAUCUAAAACCUGUUUCUGACUUUCACAUUAGUCUUACAAAAACAGUUAUUCUUAGACAUCAUUGGAUUGACUUGUUUGUUAAAUCAGUUCAGGAACGCACGAAAGCAAUUCCAAGAUACAUACAAGGAUAG
Molecule: messenger RNA, 1353 nt
Organism: Gryllus bimaculatus (two-spotted cricket)
Lineage: Eukaryota; Metazoa; Arthropoda; Insecta; Orthoptera; Gryllidae
Source: the annotation of a GenBank genome assembly